Colias croceus (clouded yellow) is the source of this 1758-nucleotide messenger RNA. RefSeq lists its product as uncharacterized. The transcript has 11 exons. The record is from RefSeq and is a predicted model, not a curated record. Lineage: Eukaryota; Metazoa; Arthropoda; Insecta; Lepidoptera; Pieridae. The annotation marks the transcript as partial.
AUGUUAAAUUUUGAAGAAGUACAUUUAGCUAUAGCGGUACGAAAAUUCGUUCACCAGAAAGAUAUGUCGGAAUAUUGUAGACGGCGUGUUGUACCUUCUGUAUUCCUUGGUAAACAUGUGGUGGAAGCCAAUUCACAAAUAUUGCACUUUUCUCAACUAGAAAUGCCGUAUAGUUGCUCUAUUAGUGUUAGGACUGAAUUUGGCAACAAUAUAAUUUUAGUAGUUCAGUUAUUAUCAGAACGAAGUUUGGCGAAGUCGUGUCUAGUUAAUAAUAACCAGUUGUUAAUUUAUGAACUUGGAGAAACGUUUGGAGGAUACUGGGGUGUUAUCCCCGAUACUAUGAUAAAACUGCAACCGCAAAACUAUACAAAAUAUUACACUUUAAAAACUACACCUGAGACUGAAAAAACUACUGUUACAGAUUAUGAAUAUGAAUAUGAUGACCAAGAAACAGAUUCAAUGAAACCUCUUUUCUCGCGUACUACUGAUGUUAAAACAGAGGAAGAUUUCAUACGAAUAGAUGUGCCUUUGGUUAAUAUUACUGGUAAUUUGGGACUGGACGAGAUUUCUUCCCAUAGAAGGCUUGAUACUGAUGAAUUUUUUGAUUUGAUUUAUGAUGUGACGCCUAGGAAUGGAGUUAGUUAUGACACAAGCAUUAUACCCCUUGUACAAUUUUCAAUUAAGAAACAAACAGAGGAUCAACGUCGUGGAAAUUAUUUACAACCCAAAUAUGAGCUUGAUUACAGUUAUCAAGGAUUCACGCCAGAUUCAAGCGAAGGUAUUCCUAGUGUAUCUUCAGAGACAAGCAGAUCAACAGAUGAAUCAACACCACUUGAUAUAUUUUUGAAUAACACAAGAUUAAAUAUAAAGAACAGCAUAAAAAAGAAUUUAUCGACAGUGGAAACAACGGAGACACCUCUAACGUCUGUAGAAAUAUCUUCAGAUUCUAUUGACGAGGUUAAAAUUUUCUUUACGUCCUCGAAAACUACUAAACAUGAAAGUGGAUCUCUAGUAAAUCACAAAUCCUUUGAGAAUGUUGUGCAAGCAGCUCCGGAUAUUGCAGUGUUACUCAAUAAAUAUAAUGUAGAGUCGCUUCCUAAAGAAGUAGAAAAUAUGACAAGCCCUAUUCGCAAAAAGCGUUACAUCAAAGCAUUAGAAAUAGAAAACGCACGACCCCGAAAUCUCACUACUCUAAAAACUAUGACAAGAACAACUGAGAAAGUAUAUAGAUACUCUGAUAUGCAAGAUCUUGCACAGCUUGUGGAAUUGGAAGAUGAUGAGAUACAAGGGCGUGUAGCGCUACGCUAUCUACGAAAGUACGUAGGCUCGGCGCUAUUCAAUAUAUGCGAUUACAACGAACCAAAGGCUCGUCAAGUUUAUUUGUUCAAUUCGUCCAGAAUUGUUAUAGCUAUAAGUAAUUUUACGAUGGACAGAAUGACACUAGUGGUGACACCAGCAAGCACUCUCAUGAGCAGUGUCGGCAGGUGUCCGCCAGCGCACCUCGAGUGUCAGGUUGCAGGCACUAGGGUUUGCAUUGACGCGACGAACGAAUGCGACGGUGUGCCGAACUGUGGAGCUUAUGACAUAUAUGACGAGGACCGUCUCCGCUGCGGCUGGUCGUUAGGUCUCCAGCACAAUGUAUGUUUGGCUGCCUGCACAUUCCUCGCAGUUAUUCUAACCAUAUUGUACACAAUUCAUUAUUGGCUCAAGAGAUGCGUCCCCAGGGUCUCUGAAGCGUUCUUCGUUUAUAGCGACGCA